UUCUUCUUCUUCAACAAACAAAUCCUUUUAACCAAAACCAGAUCAUAAUGAUCUGACUUUAUCUCUCUAAACAUGUUGGAGAGAGAGAAAAAGGAGAAGAAGAAGACAAAAGGAUUAUCAGAAUUCAUAAAAGUGAUGAAGUUCCUUUGACUUGCUCUGUUCUUGUUCUAUUUUCAAAAACAGAACAAACCCCAUUCUCUUCGAUUCUUUUGCUUCUGUUUCUUAAUUCUAUAUUUGAAUCAAAACCAUGUAAUUUUCAAACUCAUAACAGAUGUUAUCAUAAUAUUUUUCCCAAAAAAAAAAAAACAAAAACAGACGUUUUCUACUUGCUCUGUUUUUUCCCAGAAAGAAAAAACAGAGCAAAGAAAAAUGGAAUUUUCAAUCUCAAUCUAUCUAUAUUGGAUUUGGGUUUUUCUCAUACUGAACUCAUUAUCAAAUUCAUGUAUCUACGCAAAGGGCCGAACGAACGACGCUGGGCGACUCUGCGGGUCGUCUGAGUAUACUCCUCUCACAAAUUUCAUCCCAAACUUCAUCGUAGCAAUGGACAACGUCCAAAUAGAAUUAAGCAUCAAGAAUUGGGGUGCUUCCAACAUAUCGGCGCCGAAUCCACCGGUAUUCGCCUUCGCGCAAUGCUUCGGGGACCUCUCGGCGCCGGAUUGCAGGUCGUGUUUCGCCGUAGCAAGGACGAAGCUCCCCAAUUGCUUGCCCUCCGUAUCGGCAAGACUGUAUCUCGACGGCUGCUACCUUCGUUACGACAACCAUAGCUUCAUUCACGAGACGAUAGACGAGAAGCAUGAUAAGAUAUCAUGUGGGCCGCCGACGGAUUUCUCGUCGGACGAGCUGAUGAGGUCGGAGUUCGUGAGGAAGGUGAAGGAGGUUCUGAGCAUUUUGACAGCUAAAGCGGUUAAUAAAGGAGGUUAUGCUGUGGACGAAGAUAGAGGAGGAGUGGAGGGUGUUUUUGGUUUGGCUCAGUGUUGGAAAACUCUCAGCAAAGAUGAGUGUCGGAACUGUUUGCUCAACGCUAGUGCUGCGCUCUUGGAUUGUGCUCCCGCGGCCGAGGGUAGAGCCAUGUUCGCCGGCUGUUAUUUGAGGUACUCUACCGACAGGUUCUUUCAUGUUGAACCACAACAAGAAGAAGAAAACGAAGCACCAAAAAUUUUGGCCAUAGUUUCCCCUCUGCGUGAUUUGCUUGCGUCAAACCGAGUUUGGAUCGUCAUAGCUGGCAUUUUCUCUGCAAUUGUGCUGGGUCUUCUUGCCCUCUUCGGAGUUUAUGUUGGUGUUUAUUGUGGAUAUAGGUCAAAGAAAAACCGAGUGAUUCAUGAGGAUGUUUCAAUCACCAUACAAAAAUCAAACUUGAAUUUCAAGUAUGAAAUACUCGAAAGGGCAACCGAGUAUUUUAACAUGUCAAGAAAAUUAGGCCAAGGUGGCGCGGGUUCUGUGUUUAAAGGGAUUCUCCCAGAUGGGAAAAUUGUUGCUGUCAAAAGACUAUUCUUCAAUACAAGGCAAUGGGUUGAUGAGUUCUUCAAUGAAGUGAAUUUGAUUAGUGGGAUUGAACACAAGAACCUUGUUAAGCUUUUGGGAUGCAGUAUUGAAGGACCAGAAAGCCUUUUAGUUUAUGAAUUCGUACCUAAUAAAAGCCUCGAUCAGAUACUAUAUGAUAAGAAAAAUACAUAUAUACUAAGUUGGCAACAAAGAUUUGAUAUCAUAGCUGGAAUAGCUGAAGGGCUUGCAUAUCUCCAUGGUGGCUGUGGCUUGAAAAUUAUCCAUAGAGACAUCAAAUCUAGUAAUAUUUUGCUUGGUGAUGAUUUUAUUCCAAAGAUAGCAGAUUUUGGACUUGCUCGAUCCGUUUCUGCUGAUAGAACUCAUCUAAGCACAGGAAUUGCAGGAACAUUGGGAUACAUGGCACCUGAAUAUCUUGUUAGAGGGCAACUCACAGAAAAGGCUGAUGUUUAUGCUUUUGGAGUAUUGGUUCUUGAAAUUGCAUCUGGUAGGAAGAAUAGUGCUUUCACAUUGGGAUCAAGUUCAAUUUUGCAUUCUGUUUGGAAGUGUUACAAAGAAAAGAAAAUAUUCGAAUCCGUGGAUCCGGGGCUAAAAAGUAAUUUCCCCAUUGAAGAAGCUUCAAAUGUGCUUCAAAUUGGGCUACUGUGCACACAAGCUUCGGUUGCACUAAGACCAUCUAUGUCUGAUGUUGUCAAAAUGUUGACUGAUGAAGAGUAUGGAAUUCCCUCACCAAAACAGCCUCCAUUUUUAAAUGCUAGCUUGUUGAAUGCAGAUGAGACAAGAGUGGUCUCCGAUAGUCCAGAUCUAGAGGAAAUUUCAUCUUCUUUUUCUGCAAAUUCAAGCAAUCUUUAUGAAUCAAUUGUUGAAACCACUGAGGCCUCCAAACCUUCUUAAAUUUUAUUUAUAAACUUUAAAAGUUUUGUACAAAGGUUUGUCACUAAAUUGUUGAUUGAGAAAAAUCCUUUGGUGGGUGAUGAUUUGGGGGUGAAAUGAAUAUAUAUCUAAUAUAUUUAUACAUAAUAUACAGAAAGUUAUAUGAUUGGUUUAGAGCAGACAGACGUGGAAUUCUUUUUGUAAAUAAAAAUGAGAGAGAUUUAGUCAUGCAGUGAGUUAACUCAUGUACUUGGCCUUUUAUGGCACUAGGAUCUUCUCUAUUUGAGAUUCUUUAGUCUAGCCAAGUUCAUAUA
Humulus lupulus (European hop) is the source of this 2687-nucleotide messenger RNA. Its product is annotated as cysteine-rich receptor-like protein kinase 1. The coding region runs from base 370 to 2394 and encodes 674 amino acids. The record is from RefSeq and is a predicted model, not a curated record. Gene Ontology annotation, biological process: protein phosphorylation. Gene Ontology annotation, molecular function: protein kinase activity; ATP binding. NCBI's taxonomy places the organism in Eukaryota, Viridiplantae, Streptophyta, Magnoliopsida, Rosales, Cannabaceae. The transcript has 6 exons.